AUGAGCUGUUUUGGUUGGUGUGGGAGUGAUGAUUUUCGUAAAGCUACUGACACGGGGCCUAUGCCAGCGCACAACCCUGCUGGUUACAAUGGAGGCCACUAUCAAAGAGCUGAUCCACCCAUGAACCAGCCAGUAAUCAACAUGCAGCCUAUUGCUGUACCAGCCAUUCCAGUGGAUGAAUUGAAAGAUAUAACCGAUAACUAUGGUUUAAAGGCCUUGAUCGGUGAGGGUUCAUAUGGAAGAGUGUUUUACGGUGUUCUUAGAAGUGGUACAGUAGCUGCCAUCAAGAAGCUUGACUCUAGUAAGCAGCCAGAUCAAGAAUUUCUUUCCCAGGUAUCAAUGGUUUCGAGAUUGAGACACGACAAUGUCAUUGCUCUUAUGGGUUAUUGUGUUGAUGGUCCUCUCCGUGUUCUUGUUUAUGAAUAUGCUCCUAAAGGAUCUCUUCAUGAUAUUCUUCACGGCCGAAAAGGAGUCAAAGGAGCGCUGCGAGGUCCUGUUAUGACGUGGCAACAGAGAGUCAAAAUCGCUGUUGGUGCAGCCAGAGGACUUGAGUACUUGCAUGAGAAGGUGAACCCUCAGGUUAUCCACCGAGACAUCAAAUCCAGCAACGUACUUCUGUUUGAUGAUGAUGUUGCUAAGAUUGCUGAUUUCGAUCUGUCUGAUCAAGCCCCUGACAUGGCUGCACGCCUUCACUCAACCCGUGUGCUAGGAACCUUUGGCUAUCACGCUCCAGAGUAUGCAAUGACAGGAACAUUGAGCACAAAAAGCGAUGUGUACAGUUUUGGCGUUGUUCUGCUGGAGCUCCUUACAGGUCGCAAACCAGUGGACCAUACCUUACCUCGUGGACAACAAAGUCUAGUGACAUGGGCAACUCCUAAACUGAGUGAAGACAAAGUGAAGCAAUGUGUAGAUGCAAGACUACUCGGAGAGUACCCUCCCAAAGCUGUUGCCAAGCUAGCCGCGGUGGCUGCACUCUGUGUGCAGUAUGAGGCGAAUUUUAGACCAAACAUGAGCAUUGUGGUGAAGGCACUUCAACCUCUACUAAACCCUCCUCGCUCUGCUCCACAGACUCCACAUAGAAACCCUUAUUGA
Molecule: messenger RNA, 1092 nt
Organism: Arabis nemorensis
Lineage: Eukaryota; Viridiplantae; Streptophyta; Magnoliopsida; Brassicales; Brassicaceae
Source: the annotation of a GenBank genome assembly